UUGUUUUUGCUUCGAUUUCUAGUGUUUUUUAUAAUUUAUUUGGUUAAUGUUGUUUCCGAUUUUACGGGGGUGUGUGUUCGAUCCGAGCUCAAAUACUGUGUUUCGGGAUUGGUUUUUCUGUUUUCUUGUUUUCUUGCGGAAUCGUCGUAGAUCUGUGGAUUUGUAAUUUUUUCGCCGGUUACUGAUUGUUUUUUCUGCUUUGAUUUGUCUCUGAUUAUAAAAAUACGUGGAAAUCUUUUUAUGAUCCUGGUUUGUGUGUGCAUUAAUCGAUGGAUCUGAAUCGGUAUUCAAGGAAGCUUGCAGUUUAAUCUGCUACAUUUUGCAUUUCUCAAAGUGGAGGGCGUUAAGUUUGAAGCUUCUUUUAUGUCUGAACGGGCCUCUCUGUUUUUGUCAUCAAUUGGGUUGCUUGGAGAGUAUUGUCCUACGUCCAGAAAAAAGAACAGACACUCUACAGAUAAAGUUCCCUGCAUGCAUCUUGUGUUAUUAGAGGGUUGUAACACAGAUUUCCUGAGUUGCCAAUUUAUGCGACCUUUUCCUGCCUUCAGGAACUUGUCUGGCCAAGGAAAAUCCUUAGUAACAAGAACCAAUUCUGCUUCUGACUUGCGCCCCUUCUGAUAUAAUCCAGUUCAACACUCUUUAAAACAAGAUGGCUUUGCAAAACAUAGGUGCUUCAAACCGUGAUGAUGCCUUCUACAGGUAUAAAAUGCCUAAAAUGAUUACCAAGAUUGAAGGCAGAGGAAAUGGCAUCAAAACUAACGUAGUCAACAUGGUGGAGAUUGCAAAGGCCUUAGCUAGACCUGCUUCCUACACUACAAAAUAUUUUGGCUGUGAGCUUGGAGCCCAAUCCAAAUUUGAUGAGAAGACUGGAACUGCCCUUGUGAAUGGGGCUCAUGACACUGCAAAGCUUGCUGCGCUUCUUGAAAACUUUAUCAAGAAAUAUGUCCAGUGCUAUGGCUGUGGGAAUCCUGAAACUGAGAUUAUUAUCACCAAGACACAGAUGAUCACCCUUAAAUGUGCGGCUUGUGGUUUUAUUUCAGAUGUUGAUAUGAGGGACAAGCUUACGUCUUUUAUUCUUAAGAAUCCUCCUGAGCAGAAAAAGAGUUCAAAAGACAAGAAGGCGAUGAGGAGAGCUGAGAAGGAGAGGCUCAAGGAGGGUGAAGCUGCAGAUGAGGAACUGAAGAAGCUGAAGAAGGAAGCUAUAAAGAAGAAGGGUGCUUCAGGCAGUUCAAAAUCAUCAGUUAAGAAGAAAAGCAAUGGUUCUGAUGAGGAUCACUCCCCUUCUCACAGUCAAAUAGAUGAAAACGACCAUGCGGCUAAUGAUGAUGAGGAUGAUGUUCAAUGGCAGACAGACACAUCCCUGGAAGCGGCUCAGAAGCGUAUCCAGGAGCAGUUAAAUGCUGUUACUUCUGAAAUGGUCAUGCUUUCUACCCAUGAAGACAAGCAGAAGUCAUCGAAGAAAUCUCCAGAACAUGAAAAGAAAUCUGAGAUUAAUGGGCAUGAAAACGGUGCUCUUGAUUCCAACCAGGGAAAGCUUGUUGGUGAGAUAAAGGAAUGUUUGAAGAAGGGAUCUUCGAUAAGUCAGUUCAAGUCCUUUGUGGGUUCACUCUCCGGGACCUCCCAGGAAAUCAUGAAUGCCCUAUUUGAAGCUCUUUUUGAUGGUGUUGGUAAGGGAUUUGCGAAAGAGGUGGCCAAAAAGAAGAAUUAUCUAGAAGCAGUUGCUCGAGAGGGUGAAUCUCAGAUGCUUCUGUUGCAUGCUAUUGAGUACUUCUCUGCAAAAGCAAGCCCUGAGGCUGUGAAGGAGGUGCCAUUGGUUCUGAAAGCACUAUAUGACUGUGACUUGUUGGAGGAGGAAUUUAUAAUGGAGUGGUAUAAUCAGGGCUCGGUUGGCAGCAAUAAAAGCUCCCAGAUUUGGAAGAGUGUCAAGCCCUUCAUAGAGUGGCUCCAGAGUGCGGAGUCUGAAUCAGAGUAAUUCUGAAAGCAUUUCUGCAUUCAGAGGCAUAUUCCUAGUCCCGGUGGUAAAAGUUGUCUUUGGUAGUUGUUCGUCCUUGCUGAGUCUAUGUUUCCUUUUAGUCUUGAGCCCCGGUUAAAAUGGGUAGCUAAUGUGUGUUGAAAUAAAGUGAGAAGUAUUGGGGUUGGUUUCUAGCGAAACUAGGCCUAUGGUUUUCACUGUUUGCUUUAUUACCAAUUUCUGUUAUAUGCUAUGCUUUCAUGUGUUCGAGUGCAGCGUUCUGUGAUUUUGUUGUCUAUGAACUGGACGUACUAUGCUGUUUUACUAAAUUCAAGCUGGCAAUUGUUAUGUUGGUAUAAGUUUGGUUUUAUGAA
This is a messenger RNA of Ziziphus jujuba (common jujube), 2322 nucleotides long. Its product is annotated as probable eukaryotic translation initiation factor 5-1. Gene Ontology annotation, cellular component: cytosol. Gene Ontology annotation, molecular function: GDP-dissociation inhibitor activity; eukaryotic initiation factor eIF2 binding; translation initiation factor activity. The coding region runs from base 647 to 1969 and encodes 440 amino acids. The transcript is spliced from 2 exons. Gene Ontology annotation, biological process: formation of translation preinitiation complex; translational initiation; formation of cytoplasmic translation initiation complex. Lineage: Eukaryota; Viridiplantae; Streptophyta; Magnoliopsida; Rosales; Rhamnaceae. The record is from RefSeq and is a predicted model, not a curated record.